AUGCCUCCGUCCUCUCCUUCUGUUCCUCGAAACAAGCCGACCACUGUUGCAGACCGCGUUGCCAGCCGUUUAGUCGCGCAGUUAGAGUCGUGUCCAGAAUUAGUCAAGGUGUUCCAGAUGGGGUAUCUCAAGUAUCUCCCCCCCUUGUUGUCACGGAGCCCAAGUCUUCGCGACACAGUGUCACUGUUCUGCACCGCUUGGGCAGGAUAUCGCCGGCGGCAGCCGGCAGGAGACUUCAUGUCUAUGGAGGCGUAUGGCAAGGCCUUGCGAAGUUUGCGCCGAUGCCUGGAUGGCGAUAAUACAUGUAGUAUGGAGACACUGGCAGCCAUCACGCUUCUUGAGCGAUCAGAGGCUCUUUUUGACCGAGAGAGAAAACCGUUCCAGAUAUCCCACACUGAAGGGAUUCUAGGGUUGAUUCAACGCCACGGCCCGCCGAACCGGGAGGACAAACUACAUUCGGGUCUCAUAUUCGAUAAUAUGGCAGGCUUGAUCACCUACUGGUUGGCAAAUGGUGGGCACAACUUUCUAGUUGACUCUCCGUGGAGAGAAGCAAUAGAGGAUACAGCAGCCGAGUUCCUAGAACCAGGAAUCAGGCAAUCCGCCAUGCCGGCAGUCAGCUUCACAAGCACACUGUAUGCGCGGUGGCCUCGAUAUCUCAGAGGCGCACAAACUAUCUACACCGAUCCCAUACCCAGUAAGGAGCUUCAACUAUUUACAGUGGCAUUCAUCGAUGAACUGAGCGAAGCCGAGGUUGAGGCCCGCUUCAUAUUCGGGGACGUCAUGUCCAAGGCCUUCGAAGUAGGAGAGAUUCGAGAACUACCAGACGCGGCGGCUAUUUCAGGCCGUAGUUAUCAUUUAACGGCCGUCUUCUUCGGACAAUCUCUCUUGGAGCUACUGUGGUUACGGCUGGCUCUGCUCCGGAUGCUCUAUGAACUGAUGGUUCUCAGAAACCCAGCUCAGGCGCAGGUAUAUGGGGCGGAGUACCGGGCAUUGUGCCUCGAAACAUGGAAGUUUAUUCCAUUUGUGUAUGGUCUGGAUCCCCUGAUUGCAACGUGGUCACUUACACCGUUCACACUGGCAUUUGAAGGGGCAGAGGGGUUCGAGAGAGAGUACCUCCUGAAGAUGGUCAUCGAGGCGGAUAGCUACAGGCAAAGCUUCCCUCGCAAUCAUGGGCUUCUAGCAUCGACCUUGGUGCAUCACGCGAUGAUUCUGACAGGCUACAGGGGUCGCACGGGAGGUCUCACCCACGGAGAUGAGGGUGCGUAA
Clonostachys byssicola is the source of this 1266-nucleotide messenger RNA. Lineage: Eukaryota; Fungi; Ascomycota; Sordariomycetes; Hypocreales; Bionectriaceae. The record is from the annotation of a GenBank genome assembly.